Anopheles marshallii is the source of this 1254-nucleotide messenger RNA. RefSeq names its product lanC-like protein 3 homolog. Gene Ontology annotation, cellular component: plasma membrane. NCBI's taxonomy places the organism in Eukaryota, Metazoa, Arthropoda, Insecta, Diptera, Culicidae. The record is from RefSeq and is a predicted model, not a curated record. The transcript is spliced from 2 exons. Bases 1 to 1254 code for a protein of 417 amino acids. Gene Ontology annotation, biological process: peptide modification; carbohydrate metabolic process.
AUGUCUGAUCGAUUUUUUUCUAAUCCUCAUGCUGACUACGAUGAAAAAGUGCAUGGCGCAGAUCAACAUCAGUUGGUACCACGUGCUAGUAUAGUUGAGCUUAUUAAAAAUUACGUGGGAAUAAUUCAGAGUCACACGAACAUAAAGAUGCGCAAGGAUAUCUAUGUUGGCAUUGCAGGUAUUGCUUUCAUGUUCUGGAAACUGAGUUUAUCGAGCGAAACUAGAGAUAUGUAUCCUUGUUUGGAACUUGCAACGAAAUACAUCGGCGAAGCUAAACGGCAAACUUUGAGGAAAAAACAAUCCAGCAAAGAAUACGUGGCUUUUCUUUGUGGAGAUUCUGGGAUCGCGGCCGUGUCUGCAGUGAUUUCUCAUGAUCUAAAAAACAUAACAGACAUGGAAAACGAUGUGAAAAUGUUUUUAAAAGGAUACCCAGCUUGCUCCAGUACCUCCGGAUACGAUGCGGAUGAAGUUCUGGUUGGCAGGGCGGGUUUCUUGCAUGGGGCAUACUGGUUAAACCAGACAAUUGCAUCGAAACCGAUCAAAAACGAGAUGAUUACCACAAUCGCUCAAGUUUUAAUGAACCGUGGACGGCGCAUAGCAGCCGCGCUACAAAUUGCAGCGCCGUUAAUGUAUGAAUAUAACGAAAAAACAUAUCUGGGUGCUGCCCAUGGAAUUUGUGCGAUUUUGCACGCUCUCCUCGAAUCGCCUUGGUUCGAACGAGAUGCUAAUGGUAAAUUUUGCGUUCCAACAUCUGACCUUUCGGAUAUAAAAAGCACUAUCGAUUACAUACUAACACUGCAAAGCAACAAUGGGAACUUUCCAACACGACUUGAUUCGAAUAGAAUGCUUGUACACUGGUGUCAUGGCUGUGCUGGAGCGAUUUAUCUUUUCGCUAAAGCAUUUCUUACAUUCAAGGAAGAAAAGUAUCUACAAUGCUGCCGAAGAUGCUCUGACACAAUCUGGCGCCAAGGUUUACUCCGUAAAGGACCAGGAAUUUGCCAUGGAGUGGCAGGGAACGGUUAUGCUUUCUUGUUAAUGUAUCGUUUGACGGGAGAAAAAUGCUAUUUGUAUCGUGCUGCAAAAUUUGCCGAAUUUUUAAAUUCGACUCUAUUUGCAGAACAGCUACUUGCACCCGACCGGGCUUAUAGUUUAUACGAAGGCUUGGCCGGUACUGUAUGCUUUUUGGUUGAUCUAUUAGACCCUUUAAAUUCUUCAUUUCCUUUCAUGGAUGUUUUUGGAAAAAAAUAUAAUUAA